CACUUACGUCACGUCUUGAAAGGGAGGAAUAUGGUCAUUUUAGCUAUCUAUUAUCUUCUGCGCACCGAUUUCUUUUAGAUCUGGACGAAAGACUGUGUUAUCAAAAUAGAUCAAAUUUUUUUAAAAUGGCGAGGAAAAGUUAUGACUACCUUUUCAAAUUGAUCCUUGUAGGAGACUCAGGCGUCGGGAAGACGGACAUUUUAUUUCGUUUAUCUGACGAUGCAUUUAACACGACGUUUCAAACGACGAUAGGUCUUGAUUUUAAGAUAAAGACCAUUGAGCUUCAAGGAAAGAAGAUCAAGUUGCAGAUAUGGGAUACAGCUGGCCAGGAGCGUUUUCACACAAUUACCUCAUCAUAUUACAGAGGAGUAAUGGGCGUUAUGUUGGUCUAUGAUAUCACUCAGGAGAAAACGUUUGAUAACAUCCCCAAGUGGCUGAGGAAUAUCGAGGAGAAUGCACCUGAUGUUGAAAUGAUGAUCCUUGGUAACAAGUGUCAUAUGGAUGAUAGAAGAGUUGUUACCAAAGAACGUGGAGAACAGAUUGCCAGAGAACAUGGUAUUCGCUUCUUCGAAACAAGCGCCAAAACCAAUGUCAACAUAGAACAGGCAUUCUACACCCUAGCAGAAGAUAUUCUAAAGAAACAAUUGACCAAAGACAAUGAGGAAACUUCCCAAAACAUCCGUGUGAACAAUAUACAAGAGAAAAAGUCUAGCUGCUUUUAAAGAGAGUUUUGACAGCAGCUAUAUUUUUGGUAGACAAUUCACUUAAAAUGUGCAGUUAAUUCUUAUGGGGGAUAGUCAGUUCCUGGAACAGAAGUGUAUGUAGUUUCCAUGUGUGAGAUAAAUGGAGAGGAUGGACUUCCCACUUUCCUC
Molecule: messenger RNA, 872 nt
Organism: Pocillopora damicornis (cauliflower coral)
Lineage: Eukaryota; Metazoa; Cnidaria; Anthozoa; Scleractinia; Pocilloporidae
Product: ras-related protein Rab-10
Molecular function (GO): GTP binding; GTPase activity
Source: RefSeq, a predicted model, not a curated record